Molecule: messenger RNA, 4629 nt
Organism: Archocentrus centrarchus (flier cichlid)
Lineage: Eukaryota; Metazoa; Chordata; Actinopteri; Cichliformes; Cichlidae
Gene: larp1b
Product: La ribonucleoprotein 1B
Exons: 20
Coding region: 414-3755 (1113 amino acids)
Biological process (GO): positive regulation of translation; mRNA stabilization
Cellular component (GO): cytosol; cytoplasmic stress granule
Molecular function (GO): RNA cap binding
Source: RefSeq, a predicted model, not a curated record
CCUGGCUGGUAGCGUGGAGUUGAAACCACAGGGGAGGUCGCUGUAGUAGUUUUUGUACAAAAAGAAAAGUUACAGAAACUUGUUGGAGAAACAGUAUAGUGUGAGUCGUUUACAUGGUGGCAAACUGCAGACUCGGAGGUAAUUAUUUGUUGAUACGAAACAGCCAACCAGAGUGAAAAACAACAACGUUUAGCUCGAGCUCCGUGACUUCUGCAUGGUCGCUAGCUAGCUAGGACUUAGCUCCAGGAGCUACUUGGCUAGCUGGCUAGCGAGGUCCAGCCCAAAAGUUGUUUACCUCAAGUUGUGGAUGUGGUCACCCCUUGAGCUUUUCACGACUUUUCUCGGGGAUACGAAAGCAAGGACUAGCAGUUCACACUGGAUUUAACACUGUGCGCUGUUAGGAAACUAGCAGGAUGUCCACGGAGGUUGAGUGUGCUCAGGUUGACUCGGGUUUGACAGUCGCCAGCUCGAGCGGAGUGGCGGAGAAGAACCAAAACACGUCCCAGGGCGCUCACCUGGACAAAGGACAAGAUCAGGGACAGAAAGUCUUGGAAAAACAACUAUCGGACAGCCACAACCCCGGGGCGACCAAGAGCCCACCGGACGUAGAAAAGGAAAGCAAAGAAAACUAUAAAGAAAACGACCAAAGUAGUAACGCUGACUCGGCUGUUGAGACGGUUAAGAGGAAAGUUGUUGAAGCUCCUCCGCCGAAAGUCAACCCGUGGACUAAGAGGACCACGGGCAGAGUGCCGGUCAACAAUACCAACUACAGUUCCCAAGAUAAAGAUCAGCAAAAUGCUCCGAAAGUCGUCCGCGCCACCAAGCCCAGAACGAGAAAAUCCAGCAAGUCAGGUGACUUCAGUGAUAUCACAAACUGGCCUACACCUGGAGAGCUGGCUAAAGAGCAGCAACAAAAUGUGCUCAACAAUGAUGGAAAGAAACCUCCAUCUUCACGCAAAGAUAAGGAGAAGAAAAGAGAGCGACCAGAGAGAAAAUCAGAGAGCAGCCAUGAUGGAGGUGAGAGCAAAGAAAACCAGGAGGCUCAAGUGGAGUCGAUGGGAGAGCUGACCAAAGAUGAAGAGUUGAAAGUGGGACAGGACACCAAGAGUGCCAAUCUGAGGAAGCGAGGAGGUAACAAACGUAAGUGGGUUUCUCUGCCGCUGGAGGAAGUGUCCCGGGAUGAUGAUGCCAAGGCACCCGGCAGGGGCUCAGCACGCUCGGACACAGAGCCCAACGAUGACUCAUCUGACCCCAUGUCGCCUAAUCAAACGGUCCAUAAUAACAGGGCGCAUGAUAGCAGCAGGAGUUGGCGAAGAGAGCCACGGGACUUUGGCGAUGAUGCUGCAAGCAUCCGAAGUGAUGGUGGGAGUGUCCGUGGGGGAAUACGCGGCAGAGGGAAGGGGCGCGGACGUGGGAGAGGUCGUGGGCGAGGUCGAUAUGAAUACUCUCUUAACUUCGGAGAGACUCAGUCAUCUGAUGGCUCUGCUCAGGUCCCCACAGACUAUGGCACCAACAUGGUUUACUACUACAAUGAUGGCAACAAACUCCAGAUGUACACAGUGGAUGAAAAGCUUCUUAAGGAAUACAUCAAACGGCAAAUUGAGUACUACUUUAGCCUCCACAAUCUGGAGCGAGACUUCUUCCUGAGGAGAAAAAUGGACGCGCAGGGUUUCCUCCCCAUCUCCCUCAUCGCCAGCUUCCACAGAGUGCAGGCCCUCACCACUGAUGUCAGCCUCAUCAUGGAGGCUCUGAAGAACAGCACAGAAGUGGAGCUGGUGGACGACAAGAUUCGCUGUAAAACAGACCCUGAACGCUGGCCGAUUCCCACCCCUCCCAUCGUCGGUUCCCCUCGCACCGACUUCUCCCAGCUCAUCAACUGUCCUGAAUUUGUCCCUCGACAGACCCUCAGUACCACAAACUCCGCUUCACCGCCUGUGAAGGAGACUCCUCCUGAGCCCGUGCAGCCUCAGGACUCCGCUGACCCCGGCGCCUCCAGCCAGGAGUCACUACCAGCCGCAGAUGACUCCAAAGAUGCCCCUGCCCCCAAGCCCGACCCUGACGCCUGGAUCCAGGUGGAGAAACGUCAUCGGCAGCCCUCUGCCAAAGCAAAGUAUGUCAGCCAUGAAGUGUGUGUUGUCGGCUCUUCUCCCCCAUCAUCACUCCAACCUUACUGUCUUCCCACUGCAGGGGACAGCAAAACGCCUCCUCCCAGCCAGCACUCUCCUCCACGGGCCGAGCCCGACCAGGAGGAGCUGGACUUCAUGUUCGACGAGGAAAUGGAGCAGAUGGCAGCCAGGAAGAACAAGUUCACAGACUGGUCAGAUGAGGACGACUCAGACUACGAGCUGGACGACAACGAUGUCAACAAGAUCCUCAUCGUCACCCAGACUCCCCCCUACCUCCGUAAGCACCCCGGUGGCGAUCGGACAGGUAACCACGAGUCCCGAGCCAAGAUUACUGCCGACCUGGCCAAAGCCAUCAACGACGGGCUGUACUACUACGAACAGGACCUGUGGAAGACAGAGGAGCAGAAUGAGUGCAGCAAGCAGGAAGUGGAGAACUUCAAGAAGCUGAACGUCAUCAGUAAAGAUGAAUUUGACACUCUCACCCCCAAAGUGCCCGUUAACCCAAACCAGGAAGUCCCAUCUCUGCCCAUGCCAGCGGAUAGUGGAACAGAGUUGGCUCGUUCUCUGCCUACAACUGUUCCCCAGUCGCCCAGAGCUCACCAACCCCGAACCCCCAGAACGCCUCGUACUCCUGGACGCCAGGACCCCAACAAGGCGCCACGCUUCUACCCCGUCAUGAAGGAGAGCGGCACUAUUGAUGGACAGACGCCAAGGAAGAAGAAGACGAGCCACAGUACAAACCCUCCCCAGGAGGCUCACAUUGGCUGGGUGAUGGACUCCCGUGAACAUCGACCACGCUCUGCUUCCAUCAGCAGCUCCAAUGCCUCCCCAUCAGAAGGAGCUCCGCUAUCAGGAAGUUAUGGCUGCACCCCUCAGUCUUUGCCCAAAUUUUGGCAUCCAUCCCAUGAGCUGCUGAGGGACAAUGGCUUCACUCAACAGGGCUACCACAAGUACCGCCGACGGUGCCUUAACGAGCGAAAACGGUUGGGGAUCGGCCAGUCUCAGGAGAUGAACACUCUGUUCAGGUUCUGGUCCUUCUUCCUCAGAGACAACUUCAACAGGAAGAUGUAUGAGGAGUUCAAACAGUACUCGCUGGAAGAUGCAAAAGAAAAUUACAGGUACGGACUGGAGUGUCUGUUCAGAUACUACAGCUACGGUUUGGAGAAGAGAUUCAGAUUAGAUCUGUUCAAAGACUUUCAAGAAGAGACCCUCAGAGACUUUGAGAAAGGUCAGCUGUAUGGACUGGAGAAGUUCUGGGCCUUCUUAAAAUAUUCAAAGAUAAAGAACCAGCCCAUCGACCCAAAGCUGCAAGGACACCUGUCCCAGUUUAAGAACCUGGAGGACUUCAGGGUGGUGCCCCCGAUAGGAGAGGAGGGCAGCAGGAGGAGACGUCCCUCGUCCUCAGCUGGGGAUGAAGGGAGGCGUCGGCGACAUCCUUCCAACACUACCUCAAAGCCCACACAGGCCUCCAAAUCCUCCAACGCUUCAGCCGAGUCUGCCACAGCCUCAGCUGCUGCACAGACCACACCCAAAGACAAAACCCAGAAAGCAGGAGCGACAACAUCUGCACAGGGCAAGAAGACAGAAGCCAGAGCCGGGAAGAAGGAAAGCGGUGCACCAAAUAAAUGAAGCUCCCUCCUGUAAGCGUGGGUUUGAAAAGAAGUCGAGUGAGGCGGCUGCAGCUCUCAGCUCAGCGCACAUUCUUUUCAGAGGCAAACUGCUUGGGUGUGAAGAGCGACUGAGUGUAGUUGACCUAAUUUGAUUGUUUUUAUCAGUGCAUUUCAUUUAAAAGCAAGCAUAGGCAGCGAGCUUGAAUGUGUUCACCUGACAGCUCAUGACGUUUACAAAAAUAAAUGCAUUCCCUGCAUUUUGCCUUCCCAGAUGCCAAACUCUUCGAUAAAUACAUUGAUUGCUACACUAUGUAAACCGCUCUGGUCUUUAAAGGGCUGUCGAACUGUGAUUCUAGUUUGCCAAGAUAAGAAAUGCUGCACACAGUGUGUGGCUAAUCCGAUACAGCAGAAUAUCAGGAGUUUUUUCCACGUUCUGCUUUUUAAAGUCUUCCUAAUUGAUUAUUUGGGAUUGUUACAUCCCAAUGUCCCAGCCGUAACAGGGAUUAAGAUGUGUUCAAAAUUUACAACACUUGCAGGGUUUUUUUUUCUUUUUUUUUUCCUGAGGAUGUAAACAACUUCUGUUUAUAACAUGACAAUCAAGAUGAGUCUUAAAGUGCCCUUAUUAUAAUUUUAUUUUGGGGGUCUGCUAGAAUAGGUUUACAUGUUAAGAAAGAAUCAUGCUUUUCUCACAGUGUCCAUCUGUCUGUCACGCUCCGUUUUAGUUCCUGUCUCGCCAAAACCCCUCUCUGGAAAAGCACAGUCUCUGGGAAUGUGGCUCCAUUAGAAUGCAUUAUAUGUGAUCAUGGAGAGUAAGAGAGAAACAGACGUGAUUUUAACAUCAGCACAGUAGCCCGCCACCGGGCUAAAAGUAAACCAUAGACAGUAUAAGAGAA